CAAAAUGGAUAGUAAUGAUAAGUUCGUCAUAUCCGGGCUCUCUGGAAAAUUUCCACAGUGUAAUAAUGUAGAAGAAUUUAAAGCUGCUCUAUUCAACGGUACCGAUUUGGUAACGGAAGAAGGUGGAAGAUAUGAAUUUGAACUUUAUGGAACAAUCAAAUCAUGUGGACGCCUACCGGAAAUUGACAAAUUUGACGCCAAUUUCUUUGGAAUCCCUCCCAAACAGGCAAAUCUUAUGGACCCAAGGCAAAGAUUGAUAUUAGAAAGCAUUUACGAAUGUAUAUAUGAUUCGGGAUAUAAUCCGAAUGAAUUAAGAGGAUCAAAAACGGGUGUAUAUGUGGGUCUUGCUGCUCUAAACAUUGAUAGAAGUGAUCGUAUGUCAGAUGUAGAAGGUUAUCUAAAUAUGGGUUUGUGUUUAGCCCUCGCUGCCAACAAGCCCUCUUUCUGUUUAGAUUUCAAAGGACCCACUUAUUCAUUGGAUGCGGCUUGCGCGAGUAGUUUAUACGCUUUAACUUCUGCAAUGAGAGAUCUUGAAUGUGGAGAAAUUGAGAGUGCUGUAAUUUCUGCAACUCAGUUAGUUAAUGAUCCACUCGAAACACUCGAACUUCAAAAAUUGAGUAUGGUAACCGAAGGUAGAUGCAAAAGUUUUUCUACUGAAAGAAACGGAUAUGUUCGUUCAGAAAGUAUAGUCAGCUUUUUCAUACAAAAAAAAAGUAACUGCAGAAGAUUAUAUUGUGAAAUACUGGGAGCUAAAGCCAACGCUGAUGGUUUCAAAAAAGAAGGAAUAAGUUAUCCACUUUACGAAGCUCAAUAUCAACUUGUAAAAGAACUUUACGAAAGUAUCAACAUUACUCCCGAUGAUGUUGAUUAUUUCGAAACACACGGAACAGGUAACAAAAAUAAUGAAUUAGAAGAUAAAUUAGAUACAAUAAAUUCAUAUUCCUCAGGUACUAUAAUUGGUGAUGAACAAGAAUGCACGGGUAUCGUUAAAUAUUUUAAAAACAGAAAAAGCCCUCUUCUCGUCGGUUCUGUAAAAUCGAACAUGGGACACGCGGAACAAGCAGCCGGUCUAUGUUCUAUUAUCAAAGCAAUAAUAACUAUGGAAACGGGAAUUAUUCCGGCAAAUUUGUACUCUGAUACACUUGAUAAGGAAAUUCCUGGUAUGGGAGACAAUACCCUAAAGUUGAUUGGCGAACAUACUAAAUUUGAGGGAAGUGUCAUCGGCAUAAACUGUUUUGGUUUCGGUGGAGAAAAUGCCCAUACGAUUGUAAAAUCUAACGCCAAAGAAAAAAUUACCGAUUAUAAACGACCUAAAAAUAGGCUAGUACAAGUGUCGGGAAGAACACAACAAGCCGUUAUGAAUUAUAUGAAACAAAUUCAACAAAACCAAGAUGACGUCGAAUUUUUGGCAUUGGUUGACCAAAUCCACAAAAUGACUAUUGAACAACACAAUUUCAGGGGGUACACAGUAAUGAGCCGACAACAAAUUCAAGAAGUCGGCAGUAUUAUUCACGUUAAAAGACCUAUUUGGUUUAUCUACAGCGGCAUAGGAACGCAAUGGUGUAAAGUGGGUCAAGAUUUGAUGAGGAUUCCCAUAUUUAGUGAUAGCAUUAAUCGUUGUGCCAAAGCACUAGAACCUCACGGUAUCGAUUUGGUUGAUAUAAUAACAAAUAGAAAUUCGAAUUUUGAAGAUGCAAUCAAUGUAUUUUGUUCAAUCGUAUCGGUAGGGGUAGCCUUAACUGAUGUUCUUCAAACAAUUGGAAUAAUUCCAGAUGGCAUCGCUGGACAUUCCGUAGGAGAAGUCGUUUGCGCAUAUGCUGACGGUACUAUUACCGCAGAAGAAGCUAUUUUACUAGCUUAUGCUAGAGGAUAUUCGUGUAAAUAUGGUAAUACGACGAAAUGCCAAAUGGCCGCGGUAGGUAUUUCGAAAGAAGAAAUUGAAAAAAUUAAACCGGAAGAAAUUGCUAUAUCUUGUCAGAACGCUCCCACAAAUAUCACCAUUAGUGGUCCGCAGGAAGUUAUGAAAAGUUUCACUAGAAAAUUAUCGUCGCAAGGUAUUUUUGCGAAAUUGGUUAAUAGUAUGGGUUUCGGUUUCCAUUCGCAAUACGUUAAAGAAGCCGGCGUAAUGUUAUUGGAUAUGUUUAAGAAGGUACUGAAAGAUCCCAAGCCUCGAAGUAGUAAAUGGAUUUCUACAUCAGUGCCUCCGAAUAGACAGAACGAGGAAUGGACCAAAUACAGCGGCGUUGAAUACCAUCACAACAAUUUUUGCAAUACGGCUUUAUUCGACCAAGUAUACCAACAUGUUCCUGAAAAUGCGAUUGUUAUCGAAAUUUCCGGACAUGGUCUACUUCAAGCUAUUUUAAAAAAAGAAAUGGGUCCCGGUACAACCCAUAUAAGUGUUUCGAAUCGUUUUAGUGGAGACAAUGAACAAUUUCUCUUAUCUGCUAUAGGAAAAAUAUUCCUUGCUGGAGGGCAACCCGAUCUGACUAAAUUGUAUACCGGCGUCACUUUCCCUGUUGGACGUGGUACUAAAAUGCUAUCGCCUCUACUGGAAUGGGAUCACAGCAUUACAUGGAGAGUUCCACUUCAUAAACAUAAAUAUUGUUUCGGAGAUACCAAAACUGUUAACCUGUCUAAUGAAAAAUACUCUUAUUUGGCAGAUCAUGAAAUCGAUGGUAAACCCGUCAUGCCUUUAAUGGGUUAUAUAGAUAUGCUCUGUGAAGUCUUUAGUGAAAGGCUUCUAAAACCCAUAGAAAAUUUACCGAUUGUUAUUGAAGACGUAAAAUUCCAUCGAUCUACGAUUCUAUCACAAAGCGAUGUUAACUUUUUAAUCAACAUAAUGCACCAAUCGGGUAAAUUUGAAAUUUCCGAAAGCGGUUCCGUUGUUUGUACGGGAACAAUACGAACUCCGAACGAUGUAUCGACAGAAUUUAUAAUAACAAAUUUAUCUAAAACUGAUUACAAAGCCGAAGAUAAUUAUAAUAUUCUGAGAAGUACAGAUAUUUAUAAAGAACUGUUUUCAAGAGGAUACGGCUACAAAAACAUCUUUAGAGGUUUGAGGGAAUGCAAUUUGCAAGGAAUCGGAAAAAUUCGAUGGGACGGGAACUUUUGUAGUUUUCUCGAUAGUAUGCUACAUCUAGAUUUACUUUCUGAAACCAGUAGGGAUCUAAGGCUGCCCGUAUCAAUUAAACAGAUAGUUAUAGAUCCUGCGACACAUUUGGAUUUAGUUAACGGUCAAGAAGAAAUUCCAAUUUCAAACAUCAUUUCCUCACGCAUUAUAAAAUCUGGAGGAAUCGAAAUAACAGGCGUAGUAAAAUCUGGUCCGAUAUCCAGAAUAAAUACGCAACAGAAUUCGUAUUUAGAGGAUUACGAUUUCGUUUAUUACGAAAUGUCGUCACAAAAUAACGAAGACAUGGUAAUGAGAACGGCGUUGCAAAUUAUUUUACAAAACAAUAUAGGAACGGUGAAAAAAUUGAAGAUAUGCGAAAUUGUUGGGAGUGAAGCUGAUGAUUCUACUAAUAAAAAAAUUAAAGAUAUUUUCGACGAACAAUCAACGUGUGAAGCUACUUACUUUACAAAUACUUCAGACAAUAUUAACAGCAAAUAUGAUAUAAUUGUCGUAAACGAUAAUGUUAAUAACUCGGUAAAAGUAGAAAAUUUGAGCACGUUCCUGGAAGAAAAUGGUUUUAUAUUAUUUUUGGGAAAUGAAGUCAAUGUAGAAAAUAAAAUUCUUCAAGUUGUUUAUCAAGCAAAGACCGAAGAAAGAACUAUAUAUAUCCUAAAACCAAAUUUCGAAGUUGACGAAAAUUCCGCGGUCGUCUACGUAAAUAAUACGAAUUUCAAUUGGUUAAAACAACUACAAACUGUAAUCAACAACAAAAGCUCUGAAAUUGUAUAUUUAGUAAGUCAAAACGAAGAAUACAGUGGAGUAUUGGGUUUGAUGAACUGUUUACUAACAGAACCUGGUGAAAUAAAAUUCAGAUCCGUAGUUAUAGACGAUGAAGGAAAAAUUAAAAUUAACUCCUUUUCUCUACACGAUGAAUUUUACAAAAAUCAAUUAAAAAAGAAUUUAACUUUCAACAUUUUGAAAGGAGAUAAUAGAUGGGGUACCUACGUCCAUCUUCCCGCCCCAGUUUUGGAGAAAAAAGAAGCUGAAAACGCUUACGUAGACGCACUGGAAUCGGGAAAUCUUUCUACGAUGACCUGGAUUGAAAAACCAAUUGAUUUUAACAACCAAUACGAUAUUAGCGUUCAUUAUUCCGCUAUCAAUUUCCACGAUGUUGUAAUAGCGAAGGGCGAGCAUCUUCGUACCGAUACCCAAGUUGAAAUAUCAAAUAUAAUUUCUAAUUUAGGUAGAGAAUUUUCUGGCGUUACUUCAAAAAAUAAAAGGAUAAUGGGUCUAACGAAAUAUGGGGCUCUGGCUUUUAAAACGAACGGUGAUCCUAUUUUGACAUGGGAUGUACCAACAAAAUGGAGUUUACGAGACGCUGCCACCGUUCCAUACAUUUACACAAUGUGCUACUAUUCAUUCGUUAUUAAAGGGAAAAUGAAAGCGAAUGAUUCCAUUUUAAUAUUGAAGUGUACAACACCGUUCAAAAUGGCUGCUAUUAAUAUUGCACUUUCAAUGGGUUGCAAAGCAUUCGUUGCCGUUGAAUCGGAGGAAGAAAAAGAUUAUUUAAAGAAAAUGUGUCCCAUGCUUAACGAAAGUGAUAUAGGUGAUUUAACCGAUAAAACAUUUGUGGAUAGUAUAAUAAUAAAUACCGAAGAAAAAGGCGUAAAUGUAGUUUUGAAUUCUGUAAAUACCGAUUUACUUCCGACUUGCUUUAGAUUGAUUUCGCACCAAGGAAUUUUCUUAGAAACCGAAGGAUACAAUUUCCAAAUUCCCGAUUCAAUCAAAACGAAAAUGACAUUAAAAAAUAAUAUCGUACAUAUUAUAUUUCCAGAAGACGUUUUCGAUAGUUCAUUGCAAAUUAAAGAACAAAUCAAAUCAUUACUUGUAAAAGAUAUACAGUUGGGUGUUGUGAAACCUUUACCAAAUAUAAUAUUCGACUCGACGAGUUUGGGUGAAGCCUUUGAAUGUUUCGAAGAAGAAAAUAAUAAAGUACUUAUAGAAGUACGGAACGAAACUAAUACUGAAACAAAUAAAAUAUUAGCAGUACCUAAAAUCUAUUUCAGUCCAAAUAAAUCCUACGUUAUAAUAGGAGGAUUGGGAGGAUUUGGAUUGGAAAUUGCGGAAUGGAUGAUUCAAAAUGGAGCUAGGAACAUUGUAUUGAAUUCUACUACCGGUAUAUAUAACGGUUACCAAUCGUAUUGCCUGAAAAAAUGGAGUAGCUAUGAGGAUGUUGUAAUUAAAAUAAAUCAAAGUGAUACUAGCACAUUAAAAGGAGCGGAGGAAUUGAUAAAGUUUGCUCAACAACUUGGACCGGUAGGAGGUCUAUUUAAUAUGGCUUUGGUUUUAAAAGAUGCUUCGAUUUUGGACCAAACCGAAGAAAACUUUUAUCAAGUAUACGCACCGAAACUAUUAUCUGGACAAAAUAUGGAUUUGGUAACAAGGAACCUCUGUAAAAACUUGGAUUAUUUCGUCGUAUUCUCUUCAGUUGCAAGUGGAAGGGGUAUUCCCGGUCAAUCCAAUUACGGUAUGGCAAAUUCUGCUCUAGAAAGAUUGUGCGAAAAAAGAAAAAUGGAUAAACUACCCGCGGUAGCCAUUCAAUGGGGACCAAUGGCGGAAAUUGAAUAUUUGACAGAAAAAGGAAUUGAUCAUAAGGUUUACGAAAAUAUUCAACUCGAAAACUUCGAUUCAUGUUUGAAAACAUUGGAAUACUUCAUGCUGCAACAACAUACGAUAGGAUGCAGUGCGGUGCUGAAAGUUAAAAAUACUUCAUCUGUAGUACAAAAAAACCGAUCCCCCAUUGAAACAGUAGCACACUUGUUAGGAAUAAGUAAUUUAGAAACCCUAAAUAAAUCGUUGACUUUAUCUCAACACGGUUUGGAUUCUUUGCUGGCAACAGAAAUCAAAAACUGUUUAUUGAAAUACCAUAACAUAGAAUUAACCUCAGAAGAAAUUAGAGAAAUGACCUUCAGUGCUUUGUUAGAUAUGGAAUAAAAUUGAUAAUCUGUUGAAGGGCGAAAUCAAAAAUGACAAGUCAUCAAAAUUAUAGUGAUGUAAUCAUUUCGCAAACUAUAAAAAGUGGCUUAUGAUUUGUACAAAUUAUAUUCUACCAUACUAGUCAUCCGAUAUAACCUAAUAUAUAUAUAUAUAUAUACUUAUAAAAACAUCUGUAUAAAACUUGUUUAAGUAUAAUAAAAUCCCAUUGUUAACA
Diorhabda sublineata is the source of this 6320-nucleotide messenger RNA. Its product is annotated as fatty acid synthase-like. NCBI's taxonomy places the organism in Eukaryota, Metazoa, Arthropoda, Insecta, Coleoptera, Chrysomelidae. Gene Ontology annotation, molecular function: fatty acid synthase activity; oxidoreductase activity; 3-oxoacyl-[acyl-carrier-protein] synthase activity. The record is from RefSeq and is a predicted model, not a curated record. Gene Ontology annotation, biological process: fatty acid biosynthetic process.